Messenger RNA from Maudiozyma saulgeensis, 1515 nucleotides. Lineage: Eukaryota; Fungi; Ascomycota; Saccharomycetes; Saccharomycetales; Saccharomycetaceae. The record is from the annotation of a GenBank genome assembly.
AUGGGUUCAUUUGUAAGAAAUAUUUCUAUUAUUGGAUCGGGUCCAUCGGGACUUUAUACAGCAUAUCAUUUAAUUAAAAAAGCAAAUACAAUUAAGAUACCAUUUAAUAUUAAAGUAUGGGAAAAAUUUCCAGUACCAUUUGGUUUAAGUAGGUUUGGUGUUGCACCUGAUCAUCCUGAAGUUAAAAAUUGUGAAUUAACGUUCGAAUCAAUGUUUAAAGAUUAUAAAAAUUUAAGUAAUGGAUAUUGUCAAGAUUUACAAUUUAUUGGUAAUACUAUUAUAGGUAAUCAAACAAAUACAAUUGAAAAUAAUAUUCCAUUAAAAAAAUUAUAUAAUUCUCAAGAUAUUAUUGUAUUUAGUUAUGGUUGUAAUGGUGAUAAAAGAUUAAAUAUUUUAAAUGAAAAUUCAACUUCUGGUAUAUUUACAAGUAGACAAUUUGUUAAUUGGUAUAAUGGACAAUUUGAUAUGUCAUUAAAUGAAAAGUUUAUGAAUUUUAAUUGGUCAAAAGUUUCAAAUGUUGGAAUUAUUGGUAAUGGUAAUGUUGCAUUAGAUUUAGCAAGAAUAUUAAUUAGUAAUCAAAUUGAUUCAUUAUGGUCAAAUACAGAUAUUUCAAAUAUUGCUUUAAAAAAAUUAAAUGAAGCUCCAAUUAAAUCAAUUAAAAUCUUUGGUAGAAGAGAAUUUUCACAAUCAAAAUUUACAAAUAAAGAAUUUAGAGAACUUUGGGAAUUAGAAAAAUAUGGUAUCUUUGGACAAAUUAAAUCAGAUGAAUUUCAAUCUAUGAUACAAAAUUUGAAUAAUAAUAAUUCAAACAAAUCUAUUUAUGAUCGUGUAAUGAUGAGACGUCUUGAGAUGUCUCAGCAAUAUAUGUUACCGUUUGAUCAAAGAACUAAAAAAAAUUAUAAAAAAUUUAUACCUCCUGUAGAUAGAAAAGAUGCAUUAAAGACGUGGGAAUUUCAAUACUUAAAGAGCCCUCAAUCAAUUAAUAUACAUGAUGAAGAUGGUAUGAACCGUUCCUUAAAAUCAGUGACAUUCACUAACAACAGGGUCGAUCCUAACGGCAAUAUUAUUAGCUCUAAGGAUAAGAACGAUACAAUUACAUAUGAUCUUGAUCUAUUAAUAACCUCGUUAGGUUAUAAAGGUGAACCAUUAGAUGGGUUUGAUGAAAUGGGGAUCUGUUUUGAAAACGGGCAUAUUAAGAAUAAUAAAGGAAGAGUAUGUUCAAAGGAUGAUCAUACAUUACCUGGAUUAUAUACGUCGGGAUGGAUAAGUAAUGGUGGUCGUGGGGUGAUAGCUAACACCAUGCAAGAUUCUUUCCAAGUAGCAGAUCAAAUAUUGACAGAUUUACCCAUUCUAUCCUCUUCGAAGGAAGAAAACUCUAUAAAUUCAAUACUUCAUGAUACCACAUCAUGGAAGGAUUGGGAAAAAAUUAAUCAAAUUGAAAUGACUAAUGGUGUACCGUAUGGGAAACCAAGAUUAAAGUUUCUCACUGUAGACUCCAUUAUGAAACAGAUAUAG